GCCACAUACAGCACACAGAUACAUGAGGAGGGAUAGACAGAGGAAGAAGAGGAAGAGAGGGCGGAUCACACAACUGCUGCAUAAGACUAGUCAAUGGAAAACAAUGUGUUUUUGAGAAAAAGAUUUUAACCUUCACCCAUCAUGUCAACGCACCUGCACAAGGAGUUUUCUCAGUUACACCCAAUGCAACAUAUUGGACCAUCGAAAGCAGACAUCAAAGGUUCUCCAUCCGCUAUAAUGUCUUCGGUUGAGUAUUGUGGUAAUCAGAGCUUGAUGCCGGUAGAUCAAAGCCCCGUGUAUAUUCCUUCUUCGUACAUGGAAAACAGGCACGACUACUCAUCUAUAGCAUUUUGCAGCCCGCCUCUUAUAAAUUAUAAUGUUCCAGGAAAUUCUAGUGAUUCCGAAACUUCAGUUAUGCGACAGACUAUGAGUCCUAAUUUAUUGUGGACUGCACCAGAGCAUAUGUCUCCCGUGACUUUACAUUGCCAAUCCUCACUGUUGUAUGCAGAGCAACCACGGAGUCCAUGGUUUGAAGCCAAACCAGAAGAACACAUCUUGCCAAUUCACAGGGAAGUCAUGAAGAGAAAAUCUAUAGGCGGUGAAUGUACAAAUCAUAUUGGAAAUAACCCAGGAUCUAAAAGGGACACUCACUUUUGUGCAGUUUGCAGUGACUAUGCUUCUGGAUACCACUACGGAGUCUGGUCUUGUGAGGGCUGCAAAGCUUUUUUCAAGAGGAGCAUCCAAGGGCACAAUGAUUACAUUUGUCCAGCCACAAACCAGUGCACUAUAGACAAAAACAGACGCAAGAGCUGCCAAGCGUGCCGGCUGCGCAAGUGUUUUGAAGUGGGGAUGAUGAAAUGUGGAACGAGGCGUGAACGUUGCGGCUACCGCAUUGUACGCCACCGGCGCCACUCAGAGGAUCAAAUGCACUGCCAUGGCAAAAACAAAAAGAUCAUUGAAACCAUCGGACGAGUGAAAGAGGUUCUCCCCAGCUCCAUGGGGCCUGAGCAAUUUGUUUUGUCAUUGAUUGAAGCCGAACCACCGAAUGUUUUAUUAAUGAACAGUCCCUGUAAGCCUUUCACGGAAGCUUCCAUGAUGAUGUCACUAACGAAGCUGGCCGACAAGGAACUGGUGCACAUGAUCGCAUGGGCCAAGAAGAUCCCAGGGUUUGUUGAGUUGAGUCUAUAUGAUCAAGUCCGCCUGCUGGAGAGCUGCUGGUUAGAGGUAUUGAUGAUGGGCCUGAUGUGGAGGUCCAUCGAUCAGCCCGGCAAGCUUAUCUUCGCCCCAGAUCUUUCUCUUGACAGGGAUGAAGGUAAAUGUGUGGAGGGCAUUCUAGAGAUCUUUGACAUGCUGCUAGCUACCACUUCAAGAUUCCGAGAUUUAAAGCUACAGCACAGAGAAUACCUAUGCCUGAAGGCUAUGAUCCUGCUGAAUUCCAGCAUGUUCCCCCCGACAAGCUCAGAGGAGGAGUCAGAAAGCAGCAGAAAGCUGCACCACCUAUUAAACACCGUCACUGACGGACUGGUCUGGGUCAUUGCCAAGAGUGGGAUCCCGUUCCGGCAACAGUCAACACGGCUGGCAAAUCUACUAAUGCUGCUUUCUCAUGUCAGGCAUGCCAGUAACAAAGGGAUGGAGCAUCUGCUGAGCAUGAAGUGCAAAAACGUGGUUCCCGUGUAUGAUCUGCUGCUGGAGAUGCUGAAUGCACAUACACUGCGGGAUCACAGGAAGCCAAUGGCAGCUGCAGCCUACAGCACCAAGAACGAUGUCAGAGAUAGUGCCGGUCAGCCACCCCAGUGAUGCACCAAGGCCUGGCGAACAGGAAUAUGGGGUUGAACAAAGCCUGCCUAUGUUUACAAGCUGGGUCCCAUAAGAGAAAGGAAAUGAAUCUGCAAACAGAAGUUAUUUGAUUGCAAUCCAAUUGGGAAUGCACUUUGUAUAGUUACUAUGAGAAGAUACAAUGUUUUAUUUAGGAAUUCUCAGGAGAACUUGCUCAAUUUGCAUGUAUGCUAUAUUGUAUAUAUUUCAUUGGCAACCCCAAGCCUUAGACGCGUCUGCAUAGUGUGUUGUGAGGUUUAGCUACAGACAGUGGCUCAAGCAGUUAUUAUGAUGGGAGCAUUGAGGAUCUAUACCGGACUGCUAGACAAAACAUGGAUGUGUCUGUAGCUCCGUCUGUGUGCAAUAGGGCUAAUUAAAGUGCGGCAGCGACAAGAGUAUGAACACGGGUGGUUUCUGUGACAGGUAUGUGUGACCAGCUCCACUACAGAGGUAUAAAGUACAGAUACAUUGCAGAGGGACUGAGAGCAUAGACAGUAUUAACAGCAUAACCGCCUACUCUCCCGGAAUGUCUGGGAGACUCCUGAGUAGACAACACUCCAAUUCUUACCGCUUUCAGAUCGCAAAUGCUGCAUCGCACCCGGGAGUUGGAAACACGUCCUUCCCGGAUGCCACCCAGCAUUUGAUCCUGAGAACUGGUUUCCCGACCUGGCAAUAUGCUUGGUCAGAUUGCCAUCGGAGGCAGGGACCGCGGUGGCAUCAGGGGCGGUGCUAGGAGAUGAAAUCACCUCCAUACUGCCGCUCCCUUUGCUGGGAAUGGGUACCGGGUCGCAUCAACACUGCGCCUGACCCAGUAAUAACCCUUGUUUAUUCCCGGGUUGAAUUUACCGGGUCAGGCGACUCAGGUUUUCUGGAAUGACCCCUUCAGACCGCACAGCGACCUACGUCGAUACCGAGUUUUUGUGUGCAGUCUGGAAGGGGUAUCUGUGAUGAUGCAUUUCGCUGUGACGCGCGUCAUCCUGAAUCUUCCACCCACUGUGAUAUGCCAGUGGUAUGUAGGAGUAAUGGUGUCAUGCCACUGAGACCCCCUCAUGGAUCUACCAAAGGUGAGUUCCACACAACAGCUAUGAUUGAGCAUGCACUUGUCACAUAUACACAGUAGAUGCAUACUUAAUACAUAACCUGCAGAAACAACCUAUCAAUUUAUUGGGAACUGAUGACAUCACUGGGGGCCUUCAUGGCUAAUAGUCACAGGAGGAGAUUCAAAUGUUUGAAAAGUCAGUUGGAGUCUGUUUUUUUCCUAUCUAAAGGCCCGUACACACUGGUCGAUAUAUCGGCCGUUCUCUUGAACGGCCGAUACAUCGCGGGACCGUCGGCCAGUGUGUACGGGUGAUACGUCUGUGAACUCCGUCGUUCACAGACGUAUCGC
Pseudophryne corroboree (corroboree frog) is the source of this 3202-nucleotide messenger RNA. It is a transcript of the gene ESR2, whose product is annotated as estrogen receptor 2. Gene Ontology annotation, cellular component: chromatin; nucleus. The transcript has 9 exons. Gene Ontology annotation, biological process: cellular response to estrogen stimulus; estrogen receptor signaling pathway; regulation of transcription by RNA polymerase II. Lineage: Eukaryota; Metazoa; Chordata; Amphibia; Anura; Myobatrachidae. The record is from RefSeq and is a predicted model, not a curated record. Gene Ontology annotation, molecular function: nuclear estrogen receptor activity; zinc ion binding; steroid binding. Bases 142 to 1797 code for a protein of 551 amino acids.